AUGCCAGCCCUUCAAACAUAGAGUUGGGAAAAUUUCUAUCUCAACUUGAUAAUUCCUCCAAAUCCUUUUUUCUUUUUGUUCCUUUAAACAGAGAAGAUAGCAGGAGUCACUAUAGUGGGAGGUCUUAUGGAGGCAGCAGUGGAAGGGAGCAGUAUCAGUAGAAGAUACGUCAGGAAUGCCGGUCUGACCUGUCCCCUAACUUGGCACCAGCUGUGGCCUUAGUGGAGUCCAGGGCAGGAAUCUAGUCGGCCCCAGCUUUGGAAAGCACUGCUGAUUACGUUGGCACUGUGGUGACCUUGUUUGUACUGGCUGGCCCUGCUAACCUAAUCACAGCUCAGGUUGGUCAGUUGAUUGUUUCAAGUGUUCCCAAAAGUCGAGUUCUGGGGGGUUAAUUCAAGGUUCCCUGCUAGCAACACGUGCACGCUCAUUCAGUCAGCUAAGGGUUUUGAACCGGCUGCUUUCUGGAAUACAACAUACUUUGGAGCGAAGACCUUGGGCUCUAGACUUGGACUGCCUUGAAUUUGGGUCCUUGCUCUAUUUAUAACUAUGUAAUCUCUGCCAUCAUCCCUUGAGAGGAUUAAACAAAAGAUGUAACGUGCUUAGAUCAGGACCUGCCACAUAGUGAGUACAAAUAUAUUGGCUGGUUUUGUCUUUGUAGUUAGACCUGGCCCCUUCCCUUCUAGGAAUUUAGGUUCAUGUUGAGAAAACUAAAUAGAAGUGUUAUAGCUUCAAAGAAAGUAAGUAGGGUGCUGUAAUGAAGAGGGGGUGGGUAAAAAGAAAGACUAUCACGGGGAACAUCUGAGGAUGGGGUGUGUUGAGACCUGAAACAAAAGGAGCCAAUCAAAUGGUGAGAUGGGGAAAGUUCCACCUGCGCACCGUGUGCAGAGGUGUGUGGCAUGUCCCGCAGCAUGUUGUCAGACAUGGAGAGGAGUUUGAGUCCAAGUGCUAUGGAGAGUCAGUCACCAACGGCAGGGAAGGGUUUUUAGCAAGGGCCUGAUGUGAUCUGACUUGUGAUCUACUAUUUUCUCAGGCUGAUUUUCUUGAGAGCUGGCAAGGAAGUUAGGAAACCAGUUAAAGUGUCAUCCAGUUGAGAGGCAGUAUCCAGUUGGUGGGUAUGCAAAAAAUGAACAGACGUGAAGGUUACAAAAUCCAUUCUGGUUGGGGAAUAGGAUCUGUAUUGAAAUAAAGACAAGGUAUUUUGAAGGCAGAACAGACUGGAGGUGGGAUUGGAUGUGAGCGACCAAAAAACCAGAGCUUAUUUUUCAGGGGUGCCGUGGAUCAACUCUAAACAGCGCUUGGCCGAGUGUGGGUCAUCAGCCCCACUACCACAAACUGUAAACUCCAUUAGGAUAGGACGCCACCUCUUGGCUCAGUUUGUGGUGCCUAGUGCAGAAUCUGCACUCUAAAGUUGGAUGAACGAUAGGUUUAAACCGGAGGAAAUCAACCGUUGCUUUGUUUUGAAGAGGAAACAUGUCCCCAAGACACACAGUCUAGGCUAGGUACCCAACUGUGGCCUGGCCUUUCUUCACUCUCCCCCUUAUUUGCCUCUGUCCCCUAGUAGAAUGGCUGCCCCUCCAGCGCAUGAGCGUAGCACAAUUACUGGCCCAGAGUAGGUGCUUGGCAGAUCGAUUCCUGCCUCUGCGCUUUACAGUGCUAAGCAAGCAACCACUAGGGGGCAAGCUGGCCCCGACGAAGAGAGCCGGACGCGCGGUUUCACACCGCGGUGGGCGGGGCUUACGUCACGACCGGCUCCCGCGCCUGCCCCAGCGCUACUGGAGAGGGGUAGGGCUUGGUUUCCGCGUGUGGCCGGGAAUUGCCUAGAGUACGCGGAGCUUUGAGCGCUCCGUUGGCCCCACAAAGAGGCGGAAGUAACCGAGAAGCGCCGGAAGUUGCCGGCACCUAUGCGCUCGCGGGAGGCAGGCUGCGCCAGUUGCCAUGGAGCCGGCCGGGCCCUGUAGUUUCUGCCCUGCCGCGGAGGCCCAGCCGGCACGCUACACCUGCCCCCGCUGUAAUGUGCCCUACUGCUCGCUGCGCUGCUACCGGGCACAUGGCGCCUGCGCCGAAGCCUUCUACCGUGACCAAGUGCUGGGAGAGCUCCGCGGCCGCAGCGCCUCGCCCAGCCGCCUGGCCAGCGCCCUCCGCCGGCUGCGUCAGCAACGCGAAACCGAGGACGAGCCCGAGGACGCAGGCCUCAAACCUGGACCGGCACCCGGCGGCCUCUCGGGCCUCUGGGAGCGGCUGGCCCCGGCCGAGAAGAUUGCCUUCGAGCAACUGCUGAGCCGUGGAGAGGCGGGCCGGCUGCUGCCCCCGUGGCGGCCGUGGUGGUGGGAUCGCAGGGCCGGGCCGCGGCUUCUGGAGGAGCUGGAUGAUGACGCCUCGGAGCUGGAGCCUCCUCCUGCGAGGACGCCGCCGGAACCCAUUAAGGAUGCCGCUGCCGCAGGGUACCCGACUGCCGAGGAGACGGUUCUCGGAGACGCCCCCGGGGCCUGCGCGCCCGCCGUGCCCACCCGGAUUCCCACGCUGGCCAGCCUGAACCGUGGCCGUGUCUCGCCGCUCGUGCGCUUCCAGUUGCCCAACGUGCUGUUCGCCUACGCGCACACUCUUGCUCUGUAUCACGGUGGCGACGAUGCGCUGCUCUCGGACUUCUGUGCCACUCUGCUCGGCGUUUCGGGAGCCCUGGGCGCCCAGCAAGUCUUUGCCUCUGCGGAGGAAGCUCUACAGUCCGCAGCGCACGUGCUGGAAGCGGGCGAGCAUCCACCUGGGCCUCUGGGCACACGGGGUGCCAUGCGUGAGGCUGCCCGCAUCCUGCUGGGCGAGGGCCCGGCCAACCAGAAGGGCUACACGCUGGCAGCACUGGGGCACUUGGUGCAGACCCUGGGCCGGGCUCGGAAACAGGCCGAGGCUAUGGAAGAGCGAGAUCGCCUCUACCGGGCCCGCAAGAAAUGUCAGUUCCUGCUGGCUUGGACCAAUGAAAAUGAGGUCACCCUCACAGCCCUGGCUCUGGACUGUGCCAGGGCACACCGAGCCCACGCUGUGGCAGCUGAGGAGGUGGCAGCCCUCACUGGGGAGCUGGAGCAGCUUUGGGGAGGCCCCCUGCCACCUGCUCCGAGGACUCUCAUUGAGGAGCUUCCCGGCUGAUCUGAGGACCCCUUGUCAUCAAUAAAGCUGUGACUGGUCUGCCCUGUCGGCAGUUC
Rhinolophus ferrumequinum (greater horseshoe bat) is the source of this 3194-nucleotide messenger RNA. RefSeq names its product zinc finger HIT-type containing 2 (gene ZNHIT2). The coding region runs from base 1936 to 3138 and encodes 400 amino acids. NCBI's taxonomy places the organism in Eukaryota, Metazoa, Chordata, Mammalia, Chiroptera, Rhinolophidae. The transcript has a single exon. The record is from RefSeq and is a predicted model, not a curated record.